CCCCUGCCCCUUCGUGCCAAGGCCCAAGACAACUGCUCCAGGCUCCCAGCUCCAGCCCAAUGGACCCCAAGCUCAGGAGGAUGGCGGCCUCUGCCUUCGCCCUGCUGCUGCUGCUGGAGGGAGGCAUGUUCUCAUCGCCCGAGUCGCGCUUGGACCUGCUGGACCAGGUGGCCCGGUACAUUGAGGCGCACCAGGAAGAAUUCGUGCAGACGCUGAGGGACUGGGUGGCCGUGGAGAGUGACUCUGUCCAGCCGGUGCCCCGGCUCCGACAGGAAAUCUGCAGGAUGAUGGACAUGGCAGCAGACAAGCUCCGGCGCCUGGGAGCCAGCGUGGACACUGUGGACAUGGGUACUCAGCAGCUUCCUGAUGGUCAGAGCCUCCCGAUUCCUCCCAUCAUCCUGGCCGAGCUGGGGAAUGACCCCCAGAAGCCCACCGUGUGCUUUUACGGCCACUUGGAUGUCCAGCCCGCUGCCAAGGAGGAUGGGUGGCUGACAGAGCCAUACACACUAACAGAGGUGGACGGGAAACUUUACGGACGCGGAGCUACGGACAACAAAGGCCCUGUUCUGGCUUGGAUCAACGCUGUUAGCGCAUUUGUAGCUCUUGAGCAGGACCUUCCCGUGAACGUGAAGUUCUUCCUCGAAGGCAUGGAGGAAGCCGGCUCCAUUGCGCUCGAGGCCGCCCUGCGAAGGGAGAAGGACCGCUUCUUCUCCAGCGUGGACUACAUUGUCAUCUCUGACAACCUGUGGCUGAGCAGGAGGAAGCCAGCACUCACCUACGGCACCCGGGGCAACAGCUACUUCACCGUGGAGGUCACCUUGUCUCUGCCUGCUUCCAGAUCCUCUCUUUCCUGUCUUUCAGUGUUUGGGACAGAGCCUGAUAUGAUCCGGGAUGGGUCAACCAUCCCAGUUGCCAAAAUGUUUCAGGAUGUCCUCCAAAAGAGUGUGAUGAUGCUUCCCCUGGGGGCCGUUGACGACGGAGAACACUCCCAGAACGAGAAAAUCAACAGGUGGAACUACAUAGAGGGGUCCAAAGUCUUUGCUGCCUUCUUCCUAGAGCUGGCUAAACUGCAUGAGUGAUGAUGGAACCAGUUCUUCCAGCUCUGAGCCAGCCCACCACUGACGCCCCUCCCAGCUGCCUGGAGACACGGAGUCUGUCCCUCAGUAGAUUAGUGCUCUUCCUCAGGCCUCCCGCUCCCACCCUCCACACACACUGAAAGUGUCUGGAGACAGUGGGACCAAUAAUAAAUACUUUUAAAAGUCUGA
Molecule: messenger RNA, 1265 nt
Organism: Echinops telfairi (small Madagascar hedgehog)
Lineage: Eukaryota; Metazoa; Chordata; Mammalia; Afrosoricida; Tenrecidae
Product: beta-Ala-His dipeptidase
Exons: 8
Coding region: 60-1079 (339 amino acids)
Biological process (GO): proteolysis
Cellular component (GO): cytosol
Molecular function (GO): dipeptidase activity
Source: RefSeq, a predicted model, not a curated record